Messenger RNA from Propithecus coquereli (Coquerel's sifaka), 1453 nucleotides. It is a transcript of the gene PNPO, whose product is annotated as pyridoxamine 5'-phosphate oxidase. The coding region runs from base 146 to 928 and encodes 260 amino acids. Gene Ontology annotation, molecular function: pyridoxamine phosphate oxidase activity; FMN binding. Gene Ontology annotation, biological process: pyridoxal 5'-phosphate biosynthetic process; pyridoxine biosynthetic process. Lineage: Eukaryota; Metazoa; Chordata; Mammalia; Primates; Indriidae. The record is from RefSeq and is a predicted model, not a curated record. The transcript has 7 exons.
CUCCGAGGACUUGAGACCUGUUAGCUUGGCUGGGCGACUGGCAAAUCCUUCCUUCCGCGGUGUAGACGCCUGGGCAGAGAAAUUGGUUCCGAACCCAGGGGAACCCAGCGCCAGGCAACGCCGGGUCACGUGGCCAGCGGCCCCUAUGACGUGGAGGCUGCGGGGCGUCACCGCGACGUUUGGGCGACCUGCCCAGUGGCCAGGUUACUUCCGCCUGUGUGGUCGCGGUGCUGCCAUGGACCUGGGACCCAUGCGCAAGAGUUACCGCGGGGACCGAGAGGCAUUUGAGGAAGCUCAUCUGACCUCCCUGGACCCAAUGAAGCAGUUUGCUGUCUGGUUUGAGGAGGCUGUUCAGUGUCCUGACAUAGGGGAAGCCAAUGCCAUGUGUCUGGCUACCUGUACCAGAGACGGAAAACCCUCUGCCCGCAUGUUGCUGCUGAAGGGCUUUGGCAAGGAUGGCUUCCGCUUCUUCACUAACUUCGAGAGUCGAAAAGGAAAAGAACUGGACUCUAAUCCCUUUGCUUCCCUUGUCUUCUACUGGGAGCCCCUUAACCGUCAGGUACGUGUGGAAGGCCCUGUGAAGAAGCUGCCCGAGGAGGAGGCUGAGUGCUACUUCCACUCUCGCCCCAAGAGCAGCCAGAUUGGGGCUGUGGUCAGUCACCAGAGUUCUGUGAUCCCUGAUCGGGAGUAUCUGAGAAACAAAAAUGAGGAACUGGAGCAGCUCUACCAAGACCAAGAAGUGCCUAAGCCAAAAUACUGGGGUGGCUAUAUCCUGUACCCACAGGUGAUGGAGUUCUGGCAAGGCCAAACCAACCGCCUGCACGACCGCAUCGUCUUUCGGCGGGGCCUCCCAGUAGGAGAUUCCCCUUUGGGGCCCAUGACCCACCGCGGAGACGAAGACUGGCUCUAUGAGAGACUUGCCCCUUGACUCUGGAUCUGCCAUGGUGGAGCUGGGGCCAGGUGCUGAGAGAGGGUAUGAGAUUGGGAGCCAGGCCCUUCUAAACUCAACCCAUUUCCCUCCCUAUCCCUAUAGUUAGGACUCUUCAGAACUCAUCCUCCAAGAUGUCUGUACUCAGCUGGCUCUCAGUUGGCUGGUCAAGUGGAGUGUAACAAUGUCAGAGGGUCACAAAUGGGAAAUAAUCCCCUAAUUAGUUUCUUGACCUUGCAUAUGAUUUGUUGGAAUAGCUCCCUCUAGGGGUAGCAGCUGGUGUAACUUCCUUUUUGAUGAACUAGCAGCCCUAUCUGUUACCAUGUGAGCCAUACUGGGCAAAGCCAAUUGGUCCCAGUGUAGGCACCUGAGCCAAUCUAGCCAAUCAGAUUGUUUUGUCAAUAAUCUGAAAUUUGCCCAUGUGGUGUUUCACAUCUAUAAUACCAGCACUUUGAGAGGCUCAGGAAGGAGGGUCACUCGGGUCCAGGAGUUCAAGAAUCAGCCUGGGCCGGGCGUGGUGGACCA